CACAUCACUUUUUCUUUCCAUUUUCUCUUUCUCUCUCAUCCCAAUUUCUUUUCUUUUCUUUCUAUUUUUCCCGGAAUCUCAAAAUUUUCCUAGAAAAUUCACUCCUUGUCCUCGAAGACAGAUCCGAAAGGGGAUACCAAAUAAAACACAGUUUGGGCGAGACUAUUAUAGCCAUUAGAUUUCUCUCCCUUCUUCUUCUUCUUCUUCCUACACUUUCACAUUUUGCACAGUAUUCACUAUUGUGGAGCAAACUAUAUUUUAUCUACUCAAAGUUACUCCGAUUUUUGUUGCACCCUUUUUCGGUAUUUUAGCUAUUUUCUCCGAAGUGGAAAAGAUGUUUCAUUGAAUGAUCCCGGUAUCGUGGUUGUGCUUCGAUUUAACAAGCACUGAGUGUUUUGUAGAUUCUAGCUCUUUUCUCUCUCUCUCUCUUUUUUUCGUUGAUUUUUUGGGUAUUGGGAUUAAUAUAAGCUGAAUUUUUGAGUUGUUCAAUACAAUUUCUGAUCUUUAUGUUAAUGUUAAAUCUCGUUGGAUCUGAGAUUGUGCUGGAAGGAAAGGUGGAUCGUUGAUGAGACACUCGGAAUAGGCAAAAAUUGUCCCCCCCACCCCCCAUAGUAAAGUGGUUUUGUAAUUUAGCAAGGAUCAAGAGAUUGCGUUUGUAAUCAUGGAUCAUGUUAUUGGUGGAAAAUUCAAGCUUGGGAGGAAGAUUGGGAGUGGAUCGUUUGGAGAGCUUUAUUUGGGUGUUAAUGUACAAAAUGGAGAGGAAGUGGCUGUCAAGCUGGAAUCUGUGAAGACCAAGCAUCCUCAACUUCACUAUGAGUCAAAAUUGUAUAUACUUCUUCAAGGGGGAACUGGUAUACCCCAUUUAAAAUGGUUUGGAGUUGAGGGUGACUACAAUGUCAUGGUCAUUGAUCUUCUUGGCCCAAGUCUUGAAGACUUGUUUAACUAUUGCAAUAGGAAAUUUUCUCUGAAAACAGUUCUGAUGCUUGCAGAUCAGCUAAUAAACAGAGUUGAGUAUAUGCACUCCCGGGGUUUUCUGCACCGUGAUAUAAAGCCUGACAACUUUUUAAUGGGUUUAGGCCGUAAGGCAAAUCAGCAGGUAUACGUAAUUGAUUAUGGCCUUGCAAAAAAGUACCGGGAUCUCCAAACCCAUAAGCAUAUACCAUACAGGGAAAACAAAAACCUCACGGGAACUGCUCGGUAUGCAAGUGUCAACACUCAUCUUGGAGUUGAACAAAGCAGAAGAGAUGAUCUAGAAUCGCUUGGUUAUGUGCUGAUGUACUUUUUGAGAGGAAGUCUCCCUUGGCAAGGCUUGAAAGCUGGCACUAAAAAGCAAAAAUACGAUAGGAUAAGUGAAAAGAAGAUGCUUACUCCAAUAGAGGUUUUAUGCAAGUCAUAUCCAUUGGAAUUCACAUCAUACUUCCACUACUGCCGUUCAUUGCGGUUUGAAGAUAAGCCUGAUUAUUCGUAUCUUAAGAGACUCUUUCGGGAUCUAUUCAUCCGAGAAGGCUAUCAAUUUGACUAUGUAUUUGAUUGGACUAUAUUGAAGUAUCCACAAAUUGGAUCCAGUUCUAGAGCUCGACCAAGUGGUAAACCAGUCAUAAAUGCAGGACAAUCAGGAGAGAGAUUAGAACGGCCUUCAGGCGGACCAGAGAUUCGGGAUAGAUUCUCAGGUGCAGUCGAGGCAUUUGCAAGGAGGAGUGGCUCUGGGCUUGCUCUACAUAGGUCUUCAGAUGAUGUGCCAUCUUCCAAAGACGUGCAAGCUGAUUCUGAGAGGCCACGCAGCUUUUCUCGUAAUGGCAGUUCCUCAAAAAGGCCUGUCUUAUCAAGCAGCCGACCAAGCUCUUCUGGUGAGCCUAGUGAAAGCCGUUCCAAUCGACUGGUUUCGAGCAGUAGCCGUCUAUCUGCAACUCAGAGGUCUCAACCAGGAUUUGAGUCCAAAACAUAUUUUACUCGUGCUUCAGGGACAAGAGGGGGUCGGGAUGAUGCACUCAGGAGCUUUGAGCUCCUGUCAAUUGGUACAGGAAAAAGGAAAUGAAGA
Gastrolobium bilobum is the source of this 2038-nucleotide messenger RNA. RefSeq names its product casein kinase 1-like protein 10. The transcript has 14 exons. Gene Ontology annotation, cellular component: nucleus; cytoplasm. The record is from RefSeq and is a predicted model, not a curated record. Gene Ontology annotation, biological process: endocytosis; signal transduction; peptidyl-serine phosphorylation. NCBI's taxonomy places the organism in Eukaryota, Viridiplantae, Streptophyta, Magnoliopsida, Fabales, Fabaceae. Gene Ontology annotation, molecular function: ATP binding; protein serine/threonine kinase activity. Bases 662 to 2035 code for a protein of 457 amino acids.